AUUGUAGGGGUGAUCGACUUGGUGGAGCAUAUGCUGCCCUUUGGCAGUGAGCAGUGGGAAAUCUUUGCUGCCUGUUACAACGCACCCAUACCAAGCGGGCAUGCCGACCGUGACGGUGAUAGCCUGGGCCGGAAGUUCAAGAAGCUCUACAAAGUGCCAAAACCUAGUGGUAACGGGGCAUGCCCUCUUCACAUUGAGCGGUCAAAGCGUCUUAAGCGUAUGAUUAAAUCCUCAAUCGCAGUAGCAACCCUUCAUUUGGAUUCUAGUACCGAGGAAAACAGCGAGGACGAG
Messenger RNA from Phytophthora sojae, 291 nucleotides. RefSeq lists its product as hypothetical. NCBI's taxonomy places the organism in Eukaryota, Oomycota, Peronosporomycetes, Peronosporales, Peronosporaceae. The transcript has a single exon. The record is from RefSeq and is a predicted model, not a curated record. The annotation marks the transcript as partial.